Messenger RNA from Trichoderma gamsii, 1809 nucleotides. RefSeq lists its product as hypothetical. The coding region runs from base 1 to 1809 and encodes 602 amino acids. The transcript is spliced from 4 exons. Lineage: Eukaryota; Fungi; Ascomycota; Sordariomycetes; Hypocreales; Hypocreaceae. The record is from RefSeq and is a predicted model, not a curated record.
AUGGAAGCCAUCUGUCCUCGUGAAGCAAAGAGUGACGAAGGGCCGUCAUACAUCUGCAUUCAUCCCCAAUGUGGUGCUUGUGGUCAACUAUUUCUACCAGGUGAUAACAUUGUCGCAUUGCUCUUUAGGAGUACUACAUGUCUCGUGUAUGAUGCGUGCAAGUUUACAGCCAAGGGAUAUGCUCAGCAACCGAAAAGAGGCGAUCAAACAUUCUACAAGAUACCAGACCGUCCCGUCACCACCGGCGCGGAAGAAAGCAUCACGAUGCAUACGGAUUGUUUCAAAUUAUGCCACCAGGCAUUUAAGAGCUAUACGCACGACUCGCAAUACAAUGGCGACAUUAAAGAAGACAUGGGACGCCUAUGGCUCGCGGCAACGUGGAGAUAUGCUUGGAAAAGCAUGGCACCCCUCAAGUUGCCUAGCCAUAGUGCUCUUACAGACCCAUCUCCAAGCCUUAUAAGCAAGCUCUGUGGCUUUAAGAGGGAAUUUCUUCCAGAGAUUGCCAUGCUCAUUCAGAGCUAUUCGCAGUCUAGCAUUCUCUGGAGGCUUGAUGCCACACUUCAACUUGCGGAGGAGCUGAGUUUUGCUAAAGCAGACGAGGCCAUCACCUGUUCGCUUUCUGAAGUGCUGUGCUGGUCUCGCAAUGACACUCCCAGGUUUGUGCAAGACGAGCUUGCUGACCCUUUUGUUUGCCUCAUAAUCGACGCCCAAGGCAUCAGGUCGAUAGACAGAGUAUCUGAACAGUCAGCAACUUUAGCGGCCCAGAUGUCCAUUCACCCCAAUGUACUGGUGGUAGAGCCGGUGGAGGCAAUAAAGUCGAUUGACAUAGAGUUCAGGCUCGGGCGGAGUCGCUUGAACCUCCCCACUACAGCAAGUCUCAACGUCUGGAGCGCACCACUGCCUGUGUCGAAUCUUUUACACAUAAAAAACCAUGAGCGCAAUGCAGCUUCGGCUUCGUCUGCACUUUUGUCUUCCCAUUUCGUCGCUACCAGCUUGGAUCCGCGCUAUUGCACGGGAAUCUCCUUCUUCAUCACAGCUACACCAGGUAGUAAAAUAGUUGGUAUAUAUGGACACAGUCAUCGAGAAUCGCGCCACUCAGAAACAUUUGAAUAUAUGAGCUCCUUUCAUGGAUGUCGUCUCAUCUGGGUAUAUGUACCUCUAGCUGCCAACGACAAGGUCCAUGCUAUUGGCGUCAGGCGCAGCGCUCCACUACGCGAGCCACACUCCAUCACACUACAAUUGACCUCUGGACAAUAUAUAAUUGGCAUUCCACCAACAAAGGCCCCUGUCUACGAAACAUUAUACAUAGCAGGAGAGCAACAUGCUACACUCAUCCACAGCAGCCCAUGCAACAGUGGCAUCUCAGUCAUCAAAGCUGAUACUGAUUAUCAGUUCAAACAUUGUGGCAUCCCGUCAGAUGGACCGCCAGUGCCUGCUGCAUGCUCGUCUUCAGCGUCACUGGAGAAUAUCUCAACUAUUCAUGUCUUUACGGAUCAGUCAACUGGACUAUGUAAAGGCAUCCUGAUGGAGUAUAACGAUGGCUUAAAGAGAUCUCUAGGGCAGUGCCGUCUAGGCAUGGAUUCUGUCCAAAGUUAUCAGAAGCCAUCGAGCAUAUCGCAUGCUAGCACCUAUCAGCCGGCAUGUGAGAGGCAUCUGGUAUCAUGCAAGGGUGUACAUGUUAAUUUUGACCCUCAAACUCAACAAUUUGGUGGAGAUGAAGGGUUAAUAUGGGAGCAUUAUGAGAUGAAAGGGCAGCUCUACUUUUGGUUUACGAUGCAUGAGGUUUAUUUGAAGGUCUCUCAAGACUAG